Elephantulus edwardii (Cape elephant shrew) is the source of this 1278-nucleotide messenger RNA. RefSeq names its product serpin peptidase inhibitor, clade B (ovalbumin), member 12 (gene SERPINB12). The transcript is spliced from 7 exons. The record is from RefSeq and is a predicted model, not a curated record. Lineage: Eukaryota; Metazoa; Chordata; Mammalia; Macroscelidea; Macroscelididae. Gene Ontology annotation, molecular function: serine-type endopeptidase inhibitor activity. The coding region runs from base 1 to 1278 and encodes 425 amino acids. Gene Ontology annotation, biological process: negative regulation of endopeptidase activity.
AUGGACUCCCUUGUGGCAGCAAAUGCCAAGUUUUGCUUUGACUUUUUCCAAGAGAUAAGCAAAGAUAAUCCUCGGAAAAACAUCUUUUACUGUCCUCUGAGCCUCUCGGCUGCCCUGGGCAUGAUCCACCUGGGUGCUAGAAACAACACUGCCCAACAGAUCUGCGAGGUACUGCACUUCAAUGAAUUUUCGAAGAAUGAAAGCAAAGAAUCAGAUGCCUGUUUGAAAAGCAACAAAUCAGAGGUGGUGGCUGACAGCCCUGUGGAAGGGCAGGAGAAGACGAAGGGGCUUCUGAAUCUACAGGCUGAAUCUUCCAACGAUGAGAGUGAAGUACUCAGCUGCUGUUUCGGGAAGCUUCUCUCCAAGCUGGACCGAAUCCGAGAUGAUUACACCUUGAGUAUUGCCAACAGACUCUAUGAAGAGCAGGAAUUUCCAAUCUGCAAGGAAUACUUGGACAAUGUGAUUCAAUUCUACCACACGACUGUCGAGAGCAUUGACUUUCGGAAGGACACAGAAAAGUCCAGACAAGAGAUUAAUUUCUGGGUUGAGUCUCAAUCCCAAGGUAAGAUCAAGGAACUCUUCAGCAAGGACACUCUAGACAGUGCCACGGUGCUGGUGCUAGUGAAUGCUGUGUACUUCAAAGCCAAAUGGGAGAGAUAUUUUGACACCAAAAACACAGUUGAUGCAACUUUCUGUCUCAAUGAGAAGGAAAAGAAGAAAGUGAAGAUGAUGCAUCAAAGGGGCCUGUUUAGAAUCGGCUUCAUAGAGGAGGUGCAGGCUCAGGUCCUCGAGAUGAGGUACACCAAGGGCAAGCUCAGCAUGUUCGUCCUGCUACCGCACGCAUCUUCAGACAACCUGGAGGGCCUGGACCAGCUUGAAAGUGAACUGACCUAUGAAAAACUAAUGGCCUGGAUUAGCUCAGAAAAUCUGUCAGAAGAAAUGGUUGCUGUCUCCUUCCCCCAGUUCACCCUGGAAGACAGCUAUGAUCUAAACUCUAUCCUUCAAGACAUGGGCAUUGUGGAUAUCUUUGAUGAAACCAAGGCUGAUCUCACAGGCAUCUCUUCCAACCCUAAUUUGUACCUAUCAAAGAUUGUCCACAAGACCUUCCUGGAAGUGGAUGAAGAUGGCACCCAGGCAGCUGCAGCCAGUGGAGCUGUCGGCACAACAAGGUCAAUGCCGUCUGAAUUGACAUUUAUGGCCAACCAUCCUUUUAUCUUUAUUAUCAUACACAACAAAACCAAAAGCAUUCUGUUCUGUGGGAGGGUCUGCUAUCCUUGA